AUGAAAGUAGAUAAACUGCGAUCACUGAGAGACAGCCAACGCAAAGUUAUUGAAAUUCAACUUGAGAAAAUUCAACGUGCUAAAGAAAAUUCAUCGAUGUUGGAAUUUCGAACAAUCUUGGAAUCAAUUACAAACAAAGUAGAAAAUUUGAAAUCACUGAACGAGAAAAUUUUAGAACAGACAGAAAUAACCGAAAUUGAAGAGGAACUUAUCAGCAGUGAAGAAUUUUCGUUGCAAAUUGAAAUACAACUUCGUCAAUUUCGUGAAUUUGACAAUUUUUCAAACCAGGAGAGAAAUAAUUCGUCAUCUUCAGAUCAACAUCAGACUGUAACUUUUCCGAGCGCUUGCAGUGUACAUUCAGCACAGUAUCAUCGUCUUCCUAAAUUAUCGUUACCUACUUUUGACGGAAAUAUUCUACAGUGGCAAUCGUUUUGGGACUCUUUCAGCACUACUGUUCACACAAAUCCGAACUUGUCAGAUGUGCAGAAAUUUAAUUAUCUACGAUCGCAGGUGGAUGGCGACGCAGCCAGAACUAUUGAGGGAUUUGCACUUACGAACUCCAACUACGUUAAGGCAGUCGAACUUCUACAGGAACAGUAUGGGCAGGCGCAUAAAAUUGUACACGCAUACAUGCAGGCUUUGUUACAACUUCCGUCACCAAACAACACACUCAGCAGUCUGAGAAAUUAUUAUGAUAAACUUGAAACCUAUAUCCGUGGACUUGAAUCAUUGAAUCAACAUCAGGAAUCUUACGGAACACUUUUAGUGCCAGUUGUCUUUGAUAAACUUCCGGCGGAAAUACGAAAAUCCUUAGCACGAGAACAUAAGGGCAGUAAUCUUCAGCUAAACGAACUUCGCAAAGCAAUUUACGAGGAAAUUAACGUUAUGGAAGCAGGUCAGAUCAACAGCCACAGCAUAUUAGAAAACCCCGCUACAAUGUCACUCUUAACAAGUUCCGGUCCUAAACAAGGAUUUCAGCGGAAUAAAGAUAGGAAACAUUCUCAGCAGCAGCAACAUUCUCAGCAACAAGAUCGACGCCCUAGUAACCAAAAGGUAUGUGUUUUUGCUCAAGUAACACACAUUUAG
Mercenaria mercenaria is the source of this 1086-nucleotide messenger RNA. RefSeq lists its product as uncharacterized. The transcript has a single exon. The coding region runs from base 1 to 1086 and encodes 361 amino acids. The record is from RefSeq and is a predicted model, not a curated record. Lineage: Eukaryota; Metazoa; Mollusca; Bivalvia; Venerida; Veneridae.